Messenger RNA from Closterium sp. Naga37s-1, 1344 nucleotides. NCBI's taxonomy places the organism in Eukaryota, Viridiplantae, Streptophyta, Zygnematophyceae, Desmidiales, Closteriaceae. The record is from the annotation of a GenBank genome assembly.
AUGUCCCCUUUUUGGACAUUAAAAUUCCUAUCAUACCAGUACGACAGUGCACCAGAAGACCCCACCAUCCCCUCCAUCCCAUGCUACAUGCCGGACAGAGACAUCCCCGUGCCUGUGCUCCUAUCAUAUCAGUACGAUGCACCAGAAGAGCCCACCAUCCCAUUCUACAUGCCGGAUCGGGACACCUCAGUGCCCAUGAUUGUGCGCGCCCAGGAGUCCUUCGUCUCGCCCCAUCUUCCCCUCUUUCCCUCUUCAUCCCCCCCUCGCACCCCUUUCCUCUCACCCCACCCCCCAACCCUGCAGCUGCUAUCAUAUCAAUACGGCGCGCCAGCAGACCCCACCAUCCCCUCCAUCCCAUGCUACAUGCCGGAUCGGGACAUCCCCGUGCCCGUCAUUGUGCGCGCCCAGGUGCCGUUUGUGUCUCCCUUCGCCACGCCGCGCAAGUGGACGGCUAUUUUCCGCUUCGUGGCGUCGCCCCACAAGCAUGUGCUGCUGGAUACCCGCAGCAGAAUCAUUCAGGGUCCCCCCCCACUUGCCCCCCUCACCCUGCCUUCCUCCUCUGCGCACCCGCCUGCCGUAGACAUGGCAAAUACAAUCUCAGGACUCAUAGCAUCCAUGCAGGGUGCAUGGCAGGAGGGUGCAUGGCAGGAGGGUGCAUGGCAUGAGGGUGCAUGGCAGGAGGGUGCAUGGCAUGAGGGUGCAUGGCAGGAGGGUGCAUGGCAUGAGGGUGCAUGGCAUGAGGGUGCAUGGCAGGAGGGUGCAUCGCAUGAGGGUACAUGGCAGGAGGGUGCAUCGCAUGAGGGUGCAUGGCAGGAGGGUGCAUCGCAUGAGGGCAGCCAAGGAAGACAUGAGACCCAGGGGGCAUGUUCGCAAAGAGCGAGCAAAGGACUGGCCUCUCCUCUUUCCUCCUCUCCUCUCCUCUCCAAUUUCAUCCUCUCCUCUUUCCUCCUCUCCUCUUUCCUCCUAUUCUCUCCUCCCCUCUCCUCUCCUCUCCUCUCCUCUCCUCUCCUCUCCUCUCCUCUCCUCUCCUCUCCUCUCCUCUCCUCUCCUCUCCUCUCCUCUCCCCAUCUCUCCUCCCUGCUUCCAGGCAGCCAAGGCGGACAUGGCACCGGGGCAGCCAAGGCGGACAUGGCACCGGGGUGGGACCUCUUCCUCAAGAGCAAGGAGAUAACGGAUCAAGUCUGGCACCAACUCACACACACUCAUCUCCCCUCCGCCUAUCCUCCCUCCUCUCCGUGCACCUCAGGCAGCCAAGGCGGACAUGGCACCGGGGCAGCCAAGGCGGACAUGGCACCGGGAUGGGACCUGUUCCCGAAGAGCGAGGAGAGGACGCACCAGGACUGA